ACAGGUAUACAUGCAGGUGUAUAUAUACCGAGACGUGAGGUCAGCAAAGGGCAAAAGAGGAGACUCUACCAGAAAAAUUCUCUUCCAGCAUCCGCACACAUAUCAGUCGACUGGGGUCAACGGACGAGUCAAGAUGCUCAGAUUCCCCUGCACAAUCCGAGACUUUGUUACCACACGCCACUUCAUCUUCUUGUUGUCAGCAGCAGCCGUAUUGUUGCUGGUUCCGGCUGUUGCUGCUGGCGAGGCCGGAAACAAGACAAAUGGCCAAAUGGUGUUGGUUAAUUUGCCACUCCAAAUUGAAGAUGCAAUUGUUAGUGCGAUCGCUGGAUCGGGAGACAAUGAAGACGGUGCAGAGGAGAUCCGGAAUAGUCCUGCAAUAAUAAGAGGUGAAGAAUCUUCCAAAUUGACAGUUUCACCGGAUAACAGCGCAGAAGAUAUUGGGUACGUGGGCGCUGGAUUGCUGGGCGCAGCCAUUGGAGCCGGACUGGGAGCAGCGUGGGGUGGGACCGGCAGCAAUUACGGAUCAAACUAUUAUCAGCAAGGUUACAACCCCGGAAUUUAUGCUGGCGGCUAUCCUUAUGCUCCUGGUGUCGGCUAUCCGCAAACCUAUCCAGGUUAUCCAUUAGCAGCAGCAGGAUACCGACCUCCCAGACCCGACAGUUUCUAUCCGCCACCGAAUCCAGCUUACGGCGACCCAGCAGACUAUUUCUACGCCGAUGCCAAGGCUGCGGAUGGUUUGGCAGGAUUCGGGAGUAGUUAUCCUGAUUAUUACUCGGAGCUUUUGGCCGGCUCUGCAACAACCGACUCAUCGAUUGGCAGCCUCAGCUCAUCAUCAUCGGGACAGAAGAAACAGCCCAGCAGCAGCACAACAACAGGAGCAACUUCCGGUUACCCGAUCGACUGGUCGGCAGUGGCCGAAGCUUAUUACGGCAGCGACGUGAGUUCAAGAUCCUAUUAUCCAUCGGCCCAGCAUCCAACGGAAGAUGAGCCGACCGCCAUUUUCGUAUCCGAUUCCUAUCCGUUCCUUUUUGACGAUUAUUAGCCUCCUCUCAGCAGCUGUGCAGUUAAUCUUAUACCUCACGAUCUUGAUGAGAUCGUGAAUUUAAUUUAAUACAAUUUUCCAUUCAAAAAAAUAAAAACAAAAAAAGAUG
This is a messenger RNA of Daphnia pulex (common water flea), 1151 nucleotides long. RefSeq lists its product as uncharacterized. Lineage: Eukaryota; Metazoa; Arthropoda; Branchiopoda; Diplostraca; Daphniidae. The coding region runs from base 11 to 1042 and encodes 343 amino acids. The record is from RefSeq and is a predicted model, not a curated record. The transcript has 4 exons.